GGGCCCGGUCCGCCCCGCGCCGCGCCCCCUGCCGCCGGGCCCGGUCCGCCCCGCGCCGCGCCGAGGUCUUCCAGCCGGGCCGGCCGGGCCGUGCGCCUCGCGGCGGGAUGAAGGUGACCGUGUGCUUCGGCGGGACCGGCAUCGUGGUGCCCUGCCAGCAGGGCGGGCUGCGCGUGCGGGAGCUGACCCAGCGGGCGCUGGCGCGGUACCUGAAGGCCCGCGAGAAGGAUCCUAGUUACUGGGUGAAGAUUCAUCACUUAGAGUACACAGAUGGAGGAAUCCUGGAUCCAGAUGAUGUCUUGGCAGAUGUUGUAGAAGACAAAGAUAAGCUGAUUGCUGUGUUUGAGGAGCAGGAACCACCCUGCACGACUGAGAGCCCUGGCGGAAACCCGGCAGGUCGGCAGAGCCCUGAUGCCUUGGACACAGAAGUGGCUGCUCAACUGGCUGCAUUUAAACCAGUCGGUGGGGAAAUUGAAGUGACCCCUUCUGCUCUGAAGUUAGGCACUCCACUGCUGGUGAGGAGAAGCAGUGACCCGGCGCCUGGGCCACCUGCUGAUGCUCAGCCGAGAGCUGCACACCCAGGUGGCCAGAGUGUGAGACCUGUUGUUUCAGAUUCCACACAGGAGCUGGGAGGCCGAGAAGUGAUGAAUGGAGUACAGACAGAACUCUUCACGGCACCAAGAACCAAGGAUGCAUUGAGUGAUAUGACAAGAACAGUGGAAAUUUCCGGGGAAGGAGGCCCCUUAGGAAUACACGUAGUGCCCUUCUUUUCAUCUCUGAGUGGAAGGAUCCUAGGACUCUUCAUCCGAGGCAUCGAAGAAAACAGCAGGUGCAAGCGGGAGGGGCUCUUUCAGGAAAACGAAUGCAUCGUGAAGAUCAACAGUGUGGAGCUCGUGGACAAAACUUUCGCUCAGGCUCAAGAUGUCUUCCGCCAGGCGAUGAAAUCCCCACAUGUGCUCCUCCAGGUGCUUUCACCACAAAACCGUGAACACUAUGAAAAGUCAGUUAUCGGACCUCUUCACAUUUUCGGUAACAGUGAUGGUGUUUUGAGAACAAAGGUGUCGCCUCCUGUCCAUGGCAAAUCAGGACUCAAGACAGCAAAUCUCACAGGAGCAAAUGGUCCUGAAGCAGAUCCAGCAACUUCCCUGCAACAAAGCAAGAGCCCCAGAGUACCAAGACUGGGAAGAAAGCCUUCCUCUCCCUCGCUCUCCCCUCUCAUGGGGUUUGGCAGCAAGAAAAAUGCAAAGAAAAUUAAAAUUGACCUAAAGAAAGGUCCUGAAGGUCUUGGUUUCACUGUGGUUACCAGAGAUUCUUCCAUUCAUGGUCCAGGUCCAAUUUUUGUAAAAAACAUUUUACCAAAAGGAGCAGCAAUACGAGAUGGCCGCCUACAAUCAGGCGACAGAAUUUUGGAGGUGAAUGGCAGAGAUGUCACUGGGCGGACACAGGAAGAGCUUGUGGCCAUGCUGAGGAGCACCAAGCAGGGAGAGACAGCUUCGCUGGUUAUUGCCCGCCAAGAAGGAAGCUUUCUGCCCCGAGAGCUGAAAGGAGAACCUGACUGUUAUGCGCUCUCCCUGGACACAAGCGAGCCACUCACGUUUGAGAUCCCCCUGAAUGACUCUGGCUCUGCUGGCCUUGGCGUGAGCUUGAAAGGGAACAAAGCCCGAGAAACUGGACUGGACUUGGGGAUCUUUAUCAAAUCCAUCAUCCACGGAGGGGCUGCUUUCAAGGAUGGUCGUCUGCGAGUGAAUGACCAGCUGAUUGCAGUUAAUGGGGAAUCUCUUCUGGGAAAGUCCAACCACGAAGCUAUGGAAACACUUAGGCGAUCAAUGUCUAUGGAAGGAAACAUACGAGGGAUGAUCCAGUUGGUGAUUCUGAGGAGACCAGAGAGACCCACAGAGGAGACUGCUGAGUGUGGGGCAUUCUCCAAGCCUUGCUUUGAGAACUGUCAAAAUGUUCUACCCGCCUCCAGCCGAAAUGAGAGUGGCAUAUUACAUUCCUUUGACAAUUACAGUCCACAAGAUAAACAGAAAGAGCUGGUGCUGCCCCAUGAUGAGUGGGCCAGGGGUGAAGCCCCUCCCUCCCUGCCACCACAUCCUGGGCUGGAAAUGGGCCUUGAAGAUUACAGCCACAGCUCUGGGGUGGACUCAGCAGUAUAUUUUCCAGAUCAGCACAUCAACUUCAGAUCCAUGACACUGGCCAGGCAGCCCGAAUCAAUUAACCUGAAAGCCUCGAAGAGCAUGGACCUCGUACCAGAUGAAAGCAAAGUACAUUCACUGGCUGGACCCAGACCGGAAUCUCCAAACAGAGAUUUUGGCCCAACCCUGGGAUUGAAAAAGUCCAGUUCCUUGGAGAGUCUGCAGACUGCGGUGGCCGAGGUCAGAAAGAACGAACUGCCAUUCCACAGGCCCCGGCCGCAUAUGGUGCGAGGCCGCGGCUGCAACGAGAGCUUCCGGGCGGCCAUCGACAAGUCCUACGAUGGGCCUGAAGAGCUGGACGCUGAUGGUCUGUCUGAUAAGAGCUCACACUCUGGCCAAGGGGCUCUGAAUUGUGAAUCUGCUGCUCAGGGGAACUCUGAGCUACAGGACCUGGAGAACAAAGCCAGGAAGGUAAAAAAAACAAAGGAGAAGGAGAAGAAAAAAGAAAAGGGCAAGUUGAAAGUCAAAGAGAAAAAGCAGAAAGAGAACAAUGAAGACCCAGAAAGAAAAAUCAAGAGGAAGGGGCUUGGAGCCAUGCUGAGAUUCGGCAAGAAGAAAGACGGAAAGCGAGGCGAAGCAGAGCAGAAAGGAGGCCCGAAGCCGGGGAGCCCGCGCCCCGAGGAGCCGGAGCCGCGGGAGGCGGAGCGCGCACGGAUUGGAGCAAAACAUCAAGAGCUAAGAGAAAAGCAAGCAAGAGGUCUGCUGGACUAUGCCACUGGUACAAUUGGAUCAGUGCAUGAUAUGGAUGAUGAUGAAAUAGACCCCAAUUACGCCAGAGUGAACCACUUUCGGGAACCAUGUGCAUCUGCAAAUGUCUUUAGAUCUCCAUCUCCUCCUCGGGCUGGACCAUUUGGUUACCCUAGAGAUGGCCGUCCACUGUCUCCAGAGAGAGACCACUUAGAGGGUCUCUACGCCAAGGUCAACAAGCCAUAUCAGCCGCCAGUUCCAGUUGACAGAGCGAUUGAUUCCCCUUGAAUAUUUUUGGAUCCUAUGAAUGAACAGUUUGAUGAAUCUUAGACUCCAAGGCACCUUCAGUGGUCAAGCCUCACGUACCCCUCAUUGGAGGCAAGUCUGCACAAAAUUCCUAGGAGGUGACACUCGACCCUUGACAGUAUACUCCCAGUGACAAGAAUUCACUGAGGUCCCUUUUCUACUCUGAGAUCGGUGUACAUGGUACAGAGACGCCCGCCGUGUGUCUGCCCCAGUGCUGUCUCUGGGCAGCACUCACAGUGGAUCUGCAGCCACCCUGCCCAGGCGAGAAGGCAGAGCUCCAUCAGCAGCCAGUGAUCGUGCUGCCUGCCUUUAUGAACAGUCAUUUGCUGGAUACCACGCCGCGUGCUCAGAGCUGGCCUUCCGAAGGAUGCAGAGAGCACAGCACAGAGCCCUGGGCAUUCGCCGGGUAGUCAUUUCUUCAGUGUAGUGUGCCCUGCUGUUUUAGUGCCUAAUUCAGUCCUCUCGGUAGCUGUUGUCUGAGUACAGACAAGUCUGUAGCAUUUCAGGCUAAGUUAAACACACUAUGCAUAGCUGAAUGCUGAACUUCAAAUGUGGCCAAUGGGAGUCACUGGGAUUUUUGUAUCCAAUCUUAAUCUUUUACAUUUAUUAAUGUUACCUAAACUUUUACAUCAGUUGUUGCUAUUCACUUAUAUGUACUUCUCAACUAAAACUUCUAAUUUUUUUUCACUUGCUAUCAUGCCAGAUUCCUCAAAAUACUGUACAAAAUCCCAUACUUGUACAAUGAAUUUUUAAAGCAUAGGAUAUUCUCUUUAACCAAGUUAAAUAUUUACAUGUUAGAUUUAGCCUACUCUUGUGCCCAAUAAAGAUAUUUUAGAAGUAUUGAUUUCCAUCCUCCCAUAUACAGCGUUGGCCAUUCUUACUAGGUUAUACUAUUUGCAUAUUUAAUCACUGUGCUCAUCUAUGUCAUGAUAAGAUCAUUGAUCACUGUCAAGUGAAAUGCCUACAACUCAUUACUUGAGACCCCCAUUCAUCAGCACUCUUUGGGUUCCUCACUUAGCUAUUAAUCUAGUCUACUAUUAUCUAAGCUGCAUUCUCCAGUUCAUCUCUGGACACCACAGAGCCUUGAUCAAAGUCUCACUGAGGCUGUGCUACAUCAUGUUUGUGAGAAUGCCUUGAUUUAGCAUCAUGCAACCUUGACAAGAAAGAGACUGCGUGCUUUUAGUGAAUCAGAGAGAACCUUAUUCUUUUCCAGUUAUUCAUAAAUAGUGUGUCCAUUUAGACUUUAUCAUACAAAAUAAUUGUUUCUAUGAUCCUAAGCUCUUACUAUCUGUUUAUCAAAUACUUGCUGACCAAUAGACAGCAGCCGUGAAAUCAAGGUGGCAAAUAGCACACAAAAUUCUACUUCAGUGACCUGGAUUCCCCAGUAUAUAUUCACCAGCACUCGAGGGAAAUUGUUACUGAGAAUCUGCCGCACAAAGAAGUUUAGAAAUAAUUCUGACCUUCAAGAAACUCAAUCUAGUAGCUGAAACUAUUUCAUGAACAAAGAACCAAAGCAUAAUGUUUUCUAUCAGAAUAGAGGCACAUAACAUAAAUUGCAAAUUAAUUUAAUUUUGGAAGCAUAUACUUUUAUAGGUUGGUUUUUUAAAGUAUUAAUUUAAAUGUAUUAAUUUUUCAAAAGCCCCUAGUAUCAACACUAUAAGUGGAUAGCCAAUGUCCCAUGGAUUGCUUGUGGCUUACAUGAAAUUAAACACUGCCUGGCUCAGUAAAUACUGAGUAAGGCUCCUCAGGAAGGCUUCUGGAGUAUGUACAGGCAGACUUAAUAGUAUAUUAUUGGGCUCUCUCUUGAGAAGGUUACUGAACUAUAUCUAAAUAGUUAAGAAAAAUUAUUGAUUUUACCUAGCUUUUGACCCCUGAAAUCAUGCAUUUGGGAACCUGUUGCAUGGUCUUAUGGUUAAUGAUUCGUUCCUGUCUCUAGCCCCAGCCCCUCCUCACAUAUUGCAGCCAUCACAAACAAAAAGUAGAAAGGGAAAAGCAAGUAAGGGGAUACAACUAAAACCAAACCACAUUCUGUUUUAUCACUUUUAAAAUGAUCUGUGUAAACGAAGGGUGCCAAACUGAGCUGUAUGUUAAAGACUAUAACUCAGAUUCAGAUAUCCCUGAAACCAUAACUUACAUUUCCGUAUACUGAUCACCAGAACUAAGCUUAUCUUUCUGCCACAUUAUUUAAAUGUUUGUGUGAUUAGGAGUUAGGUUCAACAGUUGUCUACAGAAUGGGAUCCCGAAUUUCUACGCACCCUAGAAGACUUGUCAAUAGCAACAAUGUGCUAAAUCAAAUCUUAUUUAGCUAUAAACAUGGAAAUGUCAACUGACAUAGUUUUCUUACCUGCCAUGGAAUUCAGGUGGCCCUGGCUCCCUUCGUGGGUAACCGCUUUCAUCCUGCCUCUCUUGAGGACGGCCUUCACCCUUGUGUUGCAUCAUAAUCUGAAAUGGCUUUUGCAGCUCUAGACUUGGUGCCUACUUUCCAGAGAGAAGGAAGUCAAGAGGGGCAGAUGGCCAAUGCAACAUUCUAGUCAGGUUCAUCCCUUUGAAAACAUUUCCCAGAAAGUCCCCACAUCUUUUCAUUGGCAAAAAUUGUUCAGGAAGAUGUUGAAGACUAGCACAUCAUCUUGCCAGUCAACACAGUCAAGGACAAAGGAGUUGUAAGUUGCUUUGAGGAUCUCGCUGUAUGCAGUCCACGCACAUAUUACUUCCAGAUGACUUCUCUCCUUUUUUUUUCACUUCCCUUUAAUAAUGCAGAAGUUACAGAUUAAUGGUACAUAGCCAUUUUGGUCAAAUAUAUUCUCAAGCACUCCCUGUGGGAGGCCAUCUUCAUUAUGGAGACUCUCUUUCAUAGCUCAGAUAGAAUAUUUCAGCCUGAAUAAUGUCUAGUAUCACUUACAAUGGUACCUGGGGUAUAUACAUUUUUAGUUCUCAUGAUCACAAGGUUUUGUUUGAGAAAUUCUAAGAGCUAUGAUGGAUAUUUUUUUAAAAAAUGUUAACAAGAAAGCUCUGUAACCAGAUGUAAACAGCUGAAUUGGAGCAUAUUUUGUGCUAUUGGGCAGCGUAGGGGCCGAAAUUUCUUCAUCACGAACAGUGUUAGUUUCAGUGAGGCAGCAUUUCACUAAGCAAAGCUUUUCCUGUACAGCUCAUGCUCCUAUUGCUAUUGGUCAAGAGUCUUCUCCCUAAAUUAAUUGUACUUUACUUUAAUAGCAUUUUAUCUCUUACUUCUCACUUGUGACUUUGUGGAACCUGUAUAGGGGGACUUGAACUGUGAAUACGGUAAACUUCUUAGGGAUCUAUUUCUAAGUUCCUAUCAACAGAGCUAAAGUGAUCUCAUUUUUCAGUUUGAGUAUCCCAGUGAUAAAUGCCAUUUCCUUAGAGACUUAACUCAUCAGCUGAACAAAGCAAUCAGAUUUUUUUAUAGAGUAUAUUGCCAUCCAUUUUAAGUGACUUCUAACCAAUAAUGAGAGAAAUCUUAAUAAAGAAUCUCUGUGACCAGCUAAGUGCUAACAGUAAGGGGUAUACCAUUAACUCUCCUCUCCUCCACCCCUCUCUACUUAAAACUUGAUGUUCUCAUUGUUUGCAUGUUCUGAGAGCACUGCUCUUGGGACUGUGCUCAGUUAUGUCAGACUAAUUUGUCAGCUUCCAGGGGUGACAAAUGCAGAGAACCUUGUCCUUUAAGAUGCAUGAACUGGGCAAAGAAAGUUGAUACUAGGUGACCACUGAUUUCUAAGAAUACCCCCAUUCUCACCUCUGUAUUGAAGGGAUUCUUGCCACAGGAUUACCCUGAUUUCUUAGAACCAUCAUUUAAACAUGGACCUGAAUGUUUAAAAGUGACUUGAAUCUUGGGGUAUAUACCUCUUAAUAAUUCUGUUUACUUUGGGGAAGCUAGAAGGAUGUGUGAAGUAUCCUCAGUUAUUAUAGAAACUAACAAAGACAGCACAUAAGAGUCCCUGCUUUGUAACAGAUGAAGUUGAUAACUGGAAUGAUGAUAAUGAUGAUGAUGAUCAUGAUCAUGAUCAUGAUGAUAAUGUGUGGUCAAGGUGAGCCAGAGAGGCUAUGGGAGGAGAUGAGGGAGGCACUGGAUGCAUAGCUGGCUGUCAAAGGAGUCUCCUUGAAGGGACCGUUUUAUUAUUCCUUAGGGAAAAGGUAGACAUUAACCAACCAUGUUCAAAGGGCCCCAGAGAAAGCCUGGCAUAUUUAGAUAACCGCUAAUUCCAGAGCCACUGCAGUGUGGUGUGUGAGGACCAGCUGGAGCAAGAGGUGAAGGUCAGAACCCACUGUGUGGGUCAGGGCCAAAUGUUCCAAGGUAAAGCAGCUGGACUAGCUCAGUGGCAACAGGGAGUCCAUGAAGAGACUCUCACGUUCAGAGUAAUGACAGGUUCUGUCGGGUAGGACUCCAAGUUUACAAGUAAGAAACUGGAGAUGUGGAAAAAAAUUUGGUGACACAGGUUGAAAAAGCAACCAUUCAACCCAGAUCAGAUCCUAAAACCUAUGCAUAAGCUUUCAGCUCUGCUAGGAUUUUUCAAACUCUAGGUCAAUGACGGCGAACCUAUGGCAUGUGUGUUGUUUUUCUUUUAAGACAAAAGAUGUUCAUGUAUGAGUUGUUUUUUUCCAAAUUGAAAUCUCAGUAUUCUGGUUUCGUUGCAGCAUCAGUAAGUGCAUAAGUGGGUUUGGGGUUGUAGUUUGGGCACUCAUCUCUAAAAGGUUUGCUAUCAUGCUAUCAGUCACAGCCCAUUAACCCGUUAAUACAUCUUACCACUAAUUUAAUGGGGUCAAUGAAUAUUUUUAAACAAAAUAGGACAAAAAUAAUAGAAAAUAUAAUUUUAUAGAUUGGAAUACAUGUAAGAAUUAUUUCAUAUUUUCAUUUCAGUUAUAAAUAUAAAUAAAAUACGCCCUGUAUGGAGGUAUAUAUCUCAAUACUAGGUCAUGGGACAAAACAUACUUCUCACUGUGGAUUGCAGUAAAAAGUUAGAGACCACUAAGCAUGAGCAAAGAACAUGCGUGCUCCUCUCACCUGCCAGACAUCUCUCCCUCAUUCAUUUAUUCUUUAAAUUACUAGAUGUCUGUUAUCUACCAAGCACCCUAUUCUGGGCUGUGGGAAUAAAAAAAAUGUACCAGAAACCUUGGGCUGUGACCUCCUUCUCUGUAGCAGUACAGGAUUUGUGUUGAUCUACCACAGUGCUCUUGGCCCCAGUGACCCUAUAAGGUUUACAUUAACCUAUUAGGCUAAGCCACACACCUCUUCUUACACAGUCUUUACCAGCACUAAGGACAGAUUAUGAAGCACCCUCUUUACAAGUUCUUCAUUUAGUGCCACGUGUAAUCAAGAUAAGGCAUGGUUAGGUCAAUUUCUUUCCUGUAUUUAUCUUUCCAAACAAUAAAUAAUCAGUGGGAUGAGAAAGGGCAGUAACAGAUAGUUUUAAUGUUAGCACUCGUAAAUGUCUGACAUCUUAAAAGAGAUGUUUAAUACUUAUAUGAGGUACCAUACAUUUCCCUCUGGAGAGCUGACGGAGGAUUGAUAAGCACCAAACCAGAAAUAGAGUUCAAGAGCCACUGCUGUUCUGUAUAGGCUUUAAGUCAGUCCUGAGCAAGCACUCUGGCUUCCCUCAAAUGUGGCUAUUCCUCAGCCCCUCGCUUUCCUGAUAGCCAAGACUUCCGUGAACAGCCAGGAGGAGUAACACUCAUCAACACAGAUGCAGUGGGCUUCCCAAGUCAAGGGUAGUAGGAGGCCUGGCCCGGGCCAUGCUUACCUUUGAAGCAAAGCCUGGUGGGAUAUGCUUAUCCCUCUCCCUCUAUGGUUCCUCAUGAAAAAUCAAGCCCUGGGGACAUUGCUGAGGUCACUUGCAUUCACCACCAGGAGCAGGAAACAUAGUUGUCUCUAAAGUCAGUUAAAAGGCAAGGCUGGCUCACAGCCAGAAUCACCCUCGAAACCCAUGAAACCGUGCUGUAAGCACAGUGUACAUAAUAUUGUGCAUAAUACUCAUAUUAAUUGUUACUUACAUAAAAGUUUAAGAUCCAGGAAGUAGAACACAGGGAAACAAGAAAGGAAGAUCUGCAUAUGGGAGAGAAUGUAGUGGCCGGAGCUUCAAUUCUGAAACCUACCUUGCUCAUUUUGAGUCUUCAGUCUGCUGCUCGGUGUAGCUGUGGGACUUUGAACAAAUUAUGUACCACUUUUAUGGCUUGGUUUACAUGUCUAUAAAAUGAGCAUAAUUGUUGUACCUAUAUCAGAGUGUUGUUACAAGUAUUUAACUGAGUUAACAUAUAGAAAUAGCAAACAGUUCCUGGCACCAUUGACGUUUAAACUAAUAUUAUAUGUGCUAAUACACUAUUCUGCCAUUAAGUUCACUAUGAAUUCCCUAAGAGUGACUUAAAGUUGGAUAGAGAAAUCUCUUGUACUUGUUGCCUAAUUUUUUCAAGUUAUUACCUCUUGCAUAAGUACAGCAUAAAGUAAAACCAGGAAUGUGACAUUGGUACAAUGUGUCGGUAUAUUUUUAUGCAAUUUUAUCACACACACAGAUCUGUGUAAGCAUUCUGCAAUUGAAAUACAGAACUACUUGAAUCACCACAAAGAUACCCCUCAAACUCCUACUUUAUUGUUACAUACCCUCCUGCCAGCCCCAUCCCUAGCCCUCAGCAAUCUCUACACAGUUCUUCUGGUACUACAAUUCUAUCAUUUCUAGACUGCUACAUGAAUGGAAUCUUACACUUCGGGAAGUAUGUGACCUGAGUGAGACUGGGUCUUUUCACACAGCACAGUGCCCCUGAUAUCCACCCAAGUUAUGGGUGUCAAUAGUUCAUUCCUUUUUUCCUGACAAGUAGUAUCCUAUAAUAUAGUUAUACCACAAGUUGCUUAUCAUUGGCCUGUUAAGGGCCAUUUUGGUAAUUUCCAGUUUACAGCUAUUAAAAACAGAACUGUUAUAAAUAAUCACAUAUAGGUGUUUAUGCAAAUGUAAGUUUUAUGCCUUCCCCUGUUCCAUAUAUGGUUUUUAUUUCCUUUUCUUGCCUUAUUGCACAGGCUAGAACUUCCAGCAAUACACUGAACUGCAACAGAAAAAGUAAAGCUGAUUGCCUUUUUCCUGGUCUUAGGAGAAAAUAUUCAGUCUUUCACAUGGAGGAUGAUGUUAGCUGUAUGCUCUUGCAGAUGCAAGUAUUUAGUUAAGGAAGUUCUUAAUUCUUAAUUUGCUGAGUUAUCAUAAAUUGAUAUUAAGUUUUAUUAAGUAUAUUUUCUACUUCAACUUAUAUGAGCAUAUGAUUUUCUUCUUUAGCCUGUUAAUAAAUUGGAUUACACUUAUUCCUCUUCAAACACUGAAACAGCUUUGCAUCCCUAGAAUAAAGCCCACUUAAUGAUGUAUACUUAUUUUUAUAUAUUACUUAAUUUUACUUGCUAAUAUUUUUAUAAGAUUUUUUGCAUCCAUAUUCAUGAAGGAUAUUGAUCUGUGGUUUUAGUAUUUUAUAGUGUUCUCAAUUUUGGUACUAGAGUAAUAUUGGCUUCACUGAAUUCACAUAGAUAUACCACCUGUCUUUUAAUUAAUGUUUUCUUAGUAUGUCUUUAUCAUCCUUUUACUUUGAAUAUUUCUAGAUCCUUUUAUUUAAAAAUGUAUCUUUUGUAAGAAGCAUAAAGUUAGGUUUUGUCUUCAUACCAAUUAAAAUAUCUGCAUUUUAACUAUAGAAAUUAUUUGUUUCAUUUAAUGAAACUGCAUAUAGUUUGUUAUAAUCUGUUAUCAUGCUAUCUUCCACUUAUCCUGUUUAUUUUUCUUUUUUUAUCUUUUAUAAAUAACUAAUCAAGCAUUUUAUGUGAUUUGAUUUUUAUCUUAGAUUGUUUUUUUUUUUUUUUUUUUGUCUUUUUCCUUUUUAUGGGUAGCAGGGAUUGAACUCACAACUGCCUGCUUCCAAGGUAGGCGCUUAUGCCGCUGAGCUAAAUCCCCAGCCCAGUUUGUUGUAUAUUCUUUAGCAUUCAAGUAAUGAAACAUUCUUGAUUUGUUAUAGUCAGGGUAAAUUAUUCCUUUAACAACUUCCUGGACAAAUAAAACUCAAAUUAACCUUUCCAAUAUUUUAAGUUGUGUUUUUAUGUAUUUUAAACCUAAAAAAUAUUUGUACUCAAUAAUAUGUUGUUAUCAUGCUAAAUGGUAAAUAUUCACAUAUUUUAACACUGGUAUUUCUGUUUUUUCUUGAAAUUUUUAUGUGCAAUAGUUUUUCUUUAUUCCUUAAAAUCUUCCUGUAGCAUUUCUUAUAAUGUGGCAAAUUAUUCCAAUCCUCAUUUGUUUUUAAAUAUUCUUAAUUCUUCUGAAUUUUUAAAAAUAAUUUCUCUGGAAAUGUAAUUAUCAGAAUCUUUUCCCUAUUUUUUGAGUUACUUUCUCGCUGAUAGAACAAAGCACCUGCUACCCACAAAUUAAAGCAGAAAGGUUUAUUGUGGCUCACAGUUUGUAGGGGUUCCAACCCAUAGUCAGCUGGCCCCAAGGCAGAGUGGCACAGGCGACGGACAUGGCAGAGGAGGAGCAGUCCACGGCGAGGCAGGGGGGAGGCGGCGGCACACAGCAGCAGUCACUCUUUCCAGGUCUGUUCCAUUCAGACUGUGAGCUUACUGACUGGUGCCGCCCACAGCCAGGGCGGGGCUUCCCUUAUCCAACCCAGAACUACACCAAACCCAUUACACCCUUAAUCCUGGCGUCACACAGCCAGAUCCAGGGGGCUCCAGAAAGCCCCUACCCACAAGCACACGAGACUGUGGGCGGAGCAUCUAGAUACAAACAUUCUAACAUUCUAAAGAUGUCAUUUCAUCUGUUUUUAGUUUUCAGCCUGUUCAUUAAAGUCUGUUGUCAGACUACUGUAGCUUCUUUGAAAAUAGUGCUUCUGAUUUUCUUCAGGUGCUGUAACACUUCUAGCUUGAUUUUUAUCAGUUCUUUUAUCAGAUGCCCUUCCUCCCCCUUUUCUAGAAAUCUAAAUCUAAUGAAACAAAACACCAUACCUUACUCUCUGGUCUGUGAUUUCAUUUGUUUCUUCAUCUUUUAGUCUGAUUUCUUUAUCAUUAUUUGUCUUGUAGUUUACUAAUCUUGCCUUCUGUUGUGGCCAGUCUUUUAUUAAACCAAUCUGUAGAGCUCUUACUUCUAGUUAUUUAAAUUUUCAGUGUUAGGUGUUUGCUUAUUUCACCAUGAUAUGCUAAUUGCUUGAGGAAUUAUUUCUCUUACCUUGUUGCUUGACUAUAUUAAACUAGUUAUUUUAAUAACUAUGUGUGCCAAUGGUGAUAUAUGAAUUAACUACUGCCAUGGUUUGAUUUUUCUACUUAGUUUUUAGUCAUUUUAUCUUAUCUGCUGGUAUGAAUGAUAAUUUUUUGGAAUGAUAAUUCUGAUCAAAUGUUAGGCAUAGUCCUUGAAAAUAUGUAGAAAUGACCUCAAAGUGAUGUUAUCUUCUUCUACAGGGAAUUUAUUUUUGCACUUUGUCAGGCAGUUGGAGUUAGGGCAUAUUGUCUUAACCCAUUGUUGGACCAGAAGCUGAGUUUCAGCUGUUUUGAGAGACAGUCAGCCUCCUAGUGUAUACGCUCCCUGCGAUUCUAACUAGAAACAUAGGUUCUUUACCAGGGUUCCUCUUCCUUACGAGGUCCUGAACUCUCAUUUCCAUAUUCCCAAAGCCACAAGAAUGUCAGAAUCUCUGCCCAGAUUCCAGUCUCUUUGCCGCUGCUCAUUUUCUUAAUGUCUGAUUCUGUACUCCUGGAAUUAGCAAAUGGCUUGGAAGAACAGCACCACAGACUAUUAGGCUCAGUUCAGUGUGCUUCCUACCACUGUUCAGAGUCUGUCUUGGCCUCUCGAGACCUGGCUGCCUUGGGAAUUCUCCAACGUGGUUUUGUUCUCUGUGAGCCUUUUUCAAGGUUUUCCAUAUUUCUGGUUACUGUUAGGGAAGGAUGAAUGCAAUAAGCUCUUUUUCCACUACCAAAAAUGAAAA
Cavia porcellus (domestic guinea pig) is the source of this 13127-nucleotide messenger RNA. RefSeq names its product par-3 family cell polarity regulator beta (gene Pard3b). Gene Ontology annotation, biological process: establishment of cell polarity; establishment or maintenance of epithelial cell apical/basal polarity; cell adhesion. The transcript has 21 exons. The record is from RefSeq and is a predicted model, not a curated record. Gene Ontology annotation, cellular component: apical junction complex; adherens junction; cell cortex. The coding region runs from base 108 to 3170 and encodes 1020 amino acids. Gene Ontology annotation, molecular function: protein binding; phosphatidylinositol binding. NCBI's taxonomy places the organism in Eukaryota, Metazoa, Chordata, Mammalia, Rodentia, Caviidae.